Molecule: messenger RNA, 4026 nt
Organism: Syngnathus acus (greater pipefish)
Lineage: Eukaryota; Metazoa; Chordata; Actinopteri; Syngnathiformes; Syngnathidae
Product: cytosolic carboxypeptidase 4
Exons: 25
Coding region: 328-3501 (1057 amino acids)
Biological process (GO): C-terminal protein deglutamylation; protein side chain deglutamylation; proteolysis
Molecular function (GO): zinc ion binding; metallocarboxypeptidase activity
Source: RefSeq, a predicted model, not a curated record
UCUCUUUCUCUCUACCUGUCGCUGUGGCUCUCUCUCUCUCUCUCUCUCUCUCUCUCUCUCUCUCUCUCUCUCUCUCUCUCUCUCUCUCUCUCUCUCUCGUGCGCGCUUACUCAGUCUUUCAAAAAACAGGGAGUCAAAUACUUUGUCUGACUGUUGUGUGUGAUAGUGGGACAUUAUUUCAACUACAUCUCCUUUUCCGUGCUUUGGAAAUCUUCCUGUGUUUUUGGUAUAGCUGCCGUUUGUUUUGUUUUUUAAAUUUCAACAUCUACCUGAUCACAUUUUUGCUGUUGCUGUUUGACAACCUGCACAGAGCAGGGUCACCCAAGAAUGUCAGUCUCCCAAAACCCCUCCAGUGGCUUUGAAGCCAUAUUUUCUACUCUACAGAAUGCAGAGGAUGACGAGAGCACCCUAAAUGUUCUCAAUAUCCUGGAUGAACUCCUGUCUGCAGGUACUGAUCAUCGUAUUCACUACAUGAUCAGUAAAGGUGGAAGUGAAGCCUUGCUCAGUGCACUGAUCAAGAAUGGCAGCAGGUCCAGCCCCGACUACACCAUUCUGCUGCCUAUACUAUACCUCGUAGCCAAAGUAGGACAAAAAGACUGUCAUAUAGGUAAAAAAGCUGAGGAGGCUGGAGCUGUUCUACUGACUUUAAACCUACUCAAAAACAACAUUCAACAUGCCGGGAGGGCUGAAGCAUACCUCAACGUCAUCCAAGUUUUUGCUGGAUCAGUUUCCACAUCAAAACAUAUUGGAUCAAACCAAGGGCUGGAUGUCGUCUACAACCUUAUCCCUCACUAUACCAUCAAGAAUCGGCAAACAAUUAAGGCAUCCAUUAUUGCAUUCGCUGCUCUGCUUUCCUCAAAAGAUAACAUCUGCUCAGCAGUGACCAAGGGUUAUGUGUCUGGUCUCUUACUGCUGUAUGAUGACUGGCACAGUAAGGACACUAAUCACUCUGCCACUGACAUCCUCCAGGCACUGCUGCAUUGCUUUUGUAAAAUUGCACGCAGUGCUCUGGGCAGAGACAAUUUAGUGUCCCAUGGAGGCAUACGACUUCUUUAUCAUACUACUCAGACAUACUUGUUGAAUAAAUGUCAGGAGUUGCUGAUAGAGUCAUCUGUUCAGCUAAUGAGAAGUUGCCUGCCUAAAACCCGUCUACCACUGACAUCAGAUCAAUCCGCAUACCUCUUCCCCUUGCCUGGAAGACAACAUGACGAUCUUGAUAUGGUUGCAACUUCAGAUGAGAGCAAUGGUGAUGAUGAUGAUGAUAAAGUGGAGGACGAUUACCAAGAGGCUCAGAGCAAAGACUAUGAUAACGACUUGGAGACUGAUUUGAACACACUUUGUCUUCGUCCUGCCACAGACAGACCCAAAGAGCUUUUGCUGCAAUACAGCCGUCUCUGUCCAGAACUCUCACAUGACUUCCUGGAGGAGCUGGAUUUGAAUUCACAAGAGAGUUCAUCAUCAUCUUCAUCUGAUGACGAAACUGGGCAUUGCAAUCGUUUACCUUUUGACUCCUCCAGGCCGGAAAAAAAAACUCCUGAGUUUCUGUCCCAGACAGAAAAAGGCACAUCAGAUCAAACCAAAUCAGCUCCUUGCCCGUUAAAGGUCAAAGAUUUCUACAGUCAUACUGGUAUUAACACCAGAUCUGGUGGAACCAAGACUGGAGAGACAAGGGAAGAGGCCAACUCAUGUCUGACAGAUGAUGAACAGAAAAAUAAGAAUGAGGGAAAUGGAAAAUGUUAUAAUUCUCCUAUGACAGAUUUAAUCGAUAUACAUAAUCAUGACAUCCCCUACCAUGAACCCAGUAUGUAUCGUGCUGCCGCCAUGAAAACAAAAUCUGUCCCAGGAUUCAGCACGCUUGCUUUUCCUGAUUUUUGGGGUCAAGUCCCACCACCUGGAAAUGAACCCAUGGCUCCACGCAAGCCCAACAUCCAGAGGCAGAAAGUGCUUGAAGAUAUCCAACGUUUCUUGAAUACCGAUAUCAUCAACCAAGUGGUCUUUGAUUUGGAAGAUGAGUGUUUGUGGUUUCCACUUGCCAAACCAGACUCCUUGAGAUUCUUUUCCAGUUUUGAAUGCGGCAACCUGAGAAAGGCUAUUCGCGUUCGCAGAUACGAAUAUGACCUAAUAUUGAAUGCAGAUGCCAACUGUUCCCAGCACACUCAGUGGUUUUAUUUUGAAGUCAGUAACAUGGUGCCCGAUGUUCCCUACCGUUUCAAUAUCAUCAACUGUGAGAAGAGCAACAGCCAGUUCAACUACGGAAUGCAGCCAGUGCUUUACUCAGUACGGGAUGCAUUAAAUGGCAAACCCCAAUGGUGCAGGUCUGGGACAGAAAUUUGCUAUUUCAGAAACCACUUCUGUCCCGUUCGUGGUCGACUGAGAACAACAUUUUAUACACUAACAUUCACCAUCACCUUCAAAUACAGUGAGGAUGUCUGUUACCUGGCCUACCAUUACCCUUAUACAUACUCUGCUCUAAGGGCUCAUCUGCGUUUGCUGAAUAGAUCAGUUGAUCCCAGUAAGGUGUUUUUCCGAGAACAGGUUCUUUGUCCUACUCUUGCUGGCAAUGCUUGCCCAUUUGUCACCAUCACUGCAUGUCCUCCCAGCAAGAGCUAUACAGAUAUUCACCAGCUGCGUAACCGCCCUUGCAUUGUGCUGUCAAGUCGUGUCCAUCCCGGUGAAUCCAAUGCCAGCUGGGUAAUGAAAGGCACCCUAGAGUUUCUAUGCAGUCAUGAUCCAAUAGCCCAGGCAUUGAGAGAGACAUUUGUCUUCAAGAUCAUCCCCAUGCUAAACCCAGAUGGAGUGAUUAAUGGAAUGAAUCGCUGUGACCUGAACAGAGAUGACUUGAAUCGUCAGUGGUGUAAACCAGACCCUGUUCUCUGUCCAACAAUCUACCAUACCAAAGGCUUCCUCUCCUACCUCAGUAGUAUUAGACGGACUCCCUUGGUCUUCUGUGACUAUCAUGGCCACUCUCGAAAAAAGAACGUUUUUUUGUAUGGCUGCAGUAUAAAGGAAACUUUAUGGCAAUCAGGUUCUACAUUUGACACAGCAGCACUGAAAGAAGACCCUGGAUAUAGAGUGGAAAAAUCUCGUUCUGCCACUGCCCGAAUCGUUGUCUGGAAAGAAUUGGGCGUGCUGAGAAGUUAUACCAUGGAAAGCACUUACAAUGGUUUUAACCAGGGAAUAUACAAGGGUCUUCAGACAAGAACCAGGGAGCUCGAAGAAAUGGGAAUGAAAUUUUGCCACAGUCUGCUCUCCCUGACUGUAGAUACAAGGGCCCUUUACGGCAGAAGUCUUAUCAACCACAUGAAUCCGGGACAUAACGUCCUUGAUCAUAAGUCACACAAGCAAGGAUUUGAAUUGGAUCUAAAAGGAUGCAUGGCCAACACUUGUGCAGAGGAUGGCGCUGAAGGACAAAGGACAGAAAAUAAAACAGCAAGAUGGUGUCAUUCAUUCACCACAGUCAAGUCGCCUGCUCCCUCAUCUAAUAACACAGAUGUUUACUGAAACUCAAGAUGAAAAAAGUGUGCUCAUGUGACCCUUGCCAAUGGGACCCCGGUCUGAUCUGAGCUACAGUACUAGCACGCUAUUAACUGUAUCUUAGCUUUCAUUACUCAACUGAGUUUGCUCACUUAUUAAAGUUCAAUCUGAUACUAUGACAUGACCCUUGUGUAACACUAGCCAGAUACUGUAAUUGUGCCUCCACUAUUCCACUCACUUAAGGUGCAUGAUCUUCGCCUCACUAAAUAUUUAAAUAAUUUGGGUCUGCUAUAUUGUCAUGGUCACUGUCAUAUUUAUUGAUCUACAUUAGAUUUUUUUAGAUACUUUCUGUUGCAGUAACACAAGAAAUUUGAAUUUGUGUGUGAAUAUGUUUGAAGCCAUUCUAUGUUUGAAUUUGUCAACAUAUAUUUCUGACAAAAAAAUUAAAUGUCUUGACUGAAUUCAUAUUGCAAUAAAGCAUAAAUACUACAAACCGGAUUUGGUUGAAGUUGGGAACUUGUGUAAAAUGUAAAUAAAAACAAAAUACAACGA